Molecule: messenger RNA, 875 nt
Organism: Mya arenaria
Lineage: Eukaryota; Metazoa; Mollusca; Bivalvia; Myida; Myidae
Exons: 10
Coding region: 75-875 (266 amino acids)
Source: RefSeq, a predicted model, not a curated record
AGUUAUAUGUUAGUGUUGUAUUUGAAGUGUGGCAGAAGUUCAAACGGAGGUUCUUUCAAGAGUACUUAGCAACAAUGACGCCCUUUUAUGGCGUGUUGUGGAUCGUGAUCUUAUUGGUGUUGGUGUUAGCUAAAUAUAUAGGUGCGGCAGUUUAUUGGUGCUUUAACAAAUUGACAGCAAAAUCUUAUAGCAAAAUGAGCAGAUCAAAAUCACGACGCGAUUAUUGGAAAAUGACAAAAGGGAAACCAAACCAACGGCAGAGAACCAUUUCCACGCCAUUAAUACUGAAAACCCCGAUAGACCCGACAGUUCCAGGAAAGCAUGCGGUUCCAAAAACUAUAGAGAAAUAUGAGAUGUACAAUAAAAUCGAAAAUGGCAGAUUCAUAUGGAUAUGCAAUUUCGGUGAUCCCAAAAACGAAAUCGCCAAGAAUUUGCUCGAUGGCGAAGACAAGAUUGAAGAUUUAUUCAUCGGACAAGAGCCACACACAAUAAAGUUUAAAAAAUAUGAGAGGAAUAGGGAAUAUAAAAUUAAACAUGCGAGAAACACCUGCCAAUGGAUGUUGAAAAAGGAGCUUAAUGUAUACACCGAUUGCUUUAUUUGUAUAAUAUCCUCAUACAGCAAUGACACACAUAUAUUUAACGAUGACUCGGAAGAAAGUAUUGCCUCAUUUUUAAGUCUUGAUAACCAUUCCACUAAUAAGAGGCUUCAAAACAAUCCGAAGAUUUUGAUAUUCGACUUGCAUGAUACGAAAUCUAAGAGAGAGGAGUUUCUGUGGAGCCAGUGGAAAGUCAAUUCGCACAGGGAAAAGCACCUUUCACUGCUUGCACCUGGUAGUACACACGGAGACUGUGAUAUUUUGUUGAUGCUGAGGUAG